Messenger RNA from Mytilus trossulus (common blue mussel), 7038 nucleotides. Its product is annotated as reticulophagy regulator 3-like. The record is from RefSeq and is a predicted model, not a curated record. The transcript has 8 exons. Bases 222 to 1640 code for a protein of 472 amino acids. Lineage: Eukaryota; Metazoa; Mollusca; Bivalvia; Mytilida; Mytilidae. Gene Ontology annotation, biological process: reticulophagy.
CCAGGUUAGGCUGACUGGUGACAACAAUCCGAUUUUCUAUAAUUGAUAAUAAUUUGAAAUAGUUGUUCAUCGAUAUAAAUAAUAAAUCGUUGUUUGAUUUACAAAGUUUACAUGUUUAUAAGUCGUAGUCACAUGAUCAGAAUACGUCAUUUCCAAAACAAAAAUGGCACCUGUUUGUUGACAAACAUAAGCAGCAUAUUUACUGGGUCAAAUCAAGCAAUAUGGAUAACCCUAUAAUACCCAAUGGAGAUAGUUUAAAUAGACACAGUGAACAAAUAUUGAAAAAUAUUCUUAGUCCGAUUGAACCUUUUGUGAUGCAAAUCCAAAGUCUACUUGUGUGGGAAAGUCCAAGAAGAAGUGCAGUGUUAUUUAUUAUUAUUCAUGCUAUAUUUUGGUUUUUUACAGUAUUUGGUGGCCGAAUCUUUUUUCUUAUCAGUACAGGAUUGAUCAUUUCAUAUUUUAUACGGACUUGGAAGAGAAAGAUAUGGCCAGAGAUUAGAGUUCCACCAAAAGAGCCAGAGGAUCCAGACAGCUGGACACCUGUUCACCCUCGUUUAUUGAGUGUGCCAGAAAUAUGUAAAUAUCUUGCUCAAAUAUGGUGCUCCUUUGCUAAAGUUGUAAAUAGUUGCCUGUCUUUUAGAAGAAAUUACAGAUUUUUGUUUUGUAUUGUAAGCUGUAUUUUCUUCAUAUCACUGGCUGUACUGGGUCAUUAUAUCCCAGGAUUAAUGUUGUCGUAUAUAACUGUGAUUAGUUUAAUGUUGUGGCCAUGUGUUUUAUAUCAUAACCUUCUACAAAGAUUCUACCUCAAGUUUGAACCAUUGUUCAUGAAACUAGACUACUCACUAAAACUGAAGUCUAAGUGGUCAUUUAAAGGAAAGAAAUCUCGAACUGGUGAUGCAAGUCUUAAUUCUUUUGAUGAAGACAAUGGCAAUACAGACACAGAUUCAGAUGAUUUUUGUCCCUCACUGGACCCUGAAGCUACUGCUGCACUUGCUAGAGCCAUUACUGACAGUGAAGAUGAGAGUAAUGGCUCACCAUCAAUUAACACACCCAUGUUGUCUAAAGAACAUUCAUUUAGUGAUGAUCAUGAUGAGGAUUUUACACCAGAUCUAGGCGAUCUACCUUCAAUUGGUUAUUUAGAUGACACAGACGAUGAAAUUUUAGAAACACCACUUCCAAAAUAUAAAAAUUCAGACAAUAACCCAAAUGGACAAGAUACAAUGAAGUUUCAUCCAUCACAUUUUGGGGACAGUUCAGAAGAUGAAGAUGAGACAUUGACCAGAGAUCUGAAGUUUCCUGACAUUCAUGAGGUACAAUCACCUGAACCCAGUCAACCUGUGCCUCAGCAGCAGGAUGCAGGUAUGGCUUUAAUUGCCUCAACAAUCGUGUCUCAAACAUUCUCCUCCAUGAUGCAGUCAGCAAUGUCAGGUUUUAACAAAAUGGCAGCAACCUCAUCAAGUGGCAGCAAAUCAAGUAAAGUGACAUAUGUGAAAGACGAAUCAGACGUAGAUAUACAUUCAGGAGACCAACUUGACUCCUCACCAAGACGUCAGUCAUCUGACAGUGAUGUUGAUGACAUUGCAGAUGAAUUUGAAUUUCUAGAUCAGUAUGAUGUAGAGGACACAGAUAAGACUCAAUAACUGAGCAUAUAGUUUUUAAUUGUGAAUCACUCAUCUUCAAUGCUUUAUGUUGUAUGAAACAAACAGUAUUCUAAAAAAAAUACUGUUGAAAGCUAAAAUUGUGAUUUUAAAGUAUAAAUUGACAUUUUUUAUACAUUUGUUUACAUUGGGAAAGGGAGUACAUGAUAUGCCAUCACUUGCAGUCUUAUCAUUGUAAACACCUUUGAUUUAAUUGCUGGCCAAUUCCAAAUUCACAUGGGAUAAUUAGAAAUACUGUCUUCUCUAAAUAUAAUAUAGGAUUUUUCUAAGGGAAAAAUAUAGGUUGUAUUCUUGAAGACUUUGUUGCUCACCUGCCUUUAUCCCUAAUGUUCAUGAUAGAAAUUUUAACCAAGAUUCAAUUAGAAAAAUUGAGGCGAUUUUUAUGUCCCACCUACAACUAUGACAAUAAGGGAUAUAUUUUCAUGUGUUUAUCUAUCCUUUUGUUAUAGAUAGUCCCCCUAUUUGUGUCUUAGUCCUUUACAAGUCCAAGCAAUAUUAAGGUUGGUUACCAUAAUGCUGUAGUAACAUUAACUUAUAUCUUACUACUCCAUGUCAUUAUAAUUUGAACUUUUAUAAAAUGUAUGCAUUACUAUGGUUUUGUAACAGAUAUCAUGGUUCACUGAACAUACAAAUAUAUUACAGAGUUGUUACUUUCCUUGUGACAGCAGCAAUGAACAUUAUAACAAUUUGGAAAUAACCUAAAUACGUUGACCCUAUUUUCUUCAAAGAUGCAAUGAUUCAUAGGAUCCAAUCAAAGUAAAAUUAAUCAUCAAAAACAUAUCAAGUUUUUAAAAAUAUCUAUGCAUUGGUAAUUGGAGCUUUGAUGAUUUCAAGACAAAGGCAAGAACUUUAUGUUGUGUUUAAGUGGUUUCAUUACAAAUGUUCACCUACUUUUAUGGAAUAAGUUCAGCAAUGAUUAAGAAAAUAAAAUUAAAUAAAUGUUCUUUUUUUAAUGUUUAAGUUUGAUGUUUUCCACCUGAAUGAAAAACAUCUGAAGUAAAAUCUGUGACAUGACACAUUGACUGUUACUUGACCUUGAAAAUCAAGUAAAAUCUGUGACAUGACACAUUGACUGUUACUUGACCUUGAAAAUCAAGUAAAAUCUGUGACAUGACACAUUGACUGUUACUUGACCUUGAAAAUCAAGUAAAAUCUGUGACAUGACACAUUGACUGUUACUUGACCUUGAAACAACAUUAAUAUAUUGCAGCAGGUGGCAUGUUUUAGUGUUCCAUAUUUUGUUUGUAUAGACAUAGAAAAAUGUUUUGUUUAGUAUCAAAGGUUGGGGGGGGGGGGGUAGGAGGGCCAGGGCUUUCCCCUUUCGUGGGGAAAAUUUGUUUGAUUAUAUAGGGAAUCACUGAAGAAUGACUGGAGCCCCCUUUUAGGUCAGUCAGCGGGCCCUCCUUAUGAAAAGUUCUAGAUCCGCCACUGAUUACUGACUGUAAAUUUUUUAAAUAAACCAAUAUAAAUAUUAUUUCAAAACAUUAAGUAUCAUAAUAAUAAUAAUAGUUGUUCAUACUAGAUCACCGGAACAAAAAUCAAAUUGAAGUACACAGAAGCUUUUUGAAUUUGUAAUGUCUAUUGUCUUGUGUGGCAGAGUCAUAUUUUGGAUAUUUAAGGAGUAAGCUGACAAUUUCAGCCAUGUAAACUUAUUUGUAUACCUCAUUUCACAUGUUUUGGUGAUAAAUUUUUAAUUUGAGUUAAGUGUCAUUUAAACCUUUUUAGUAUCUUGUAUUUUUACACUUACAGAUCACCCACACAUAACAAAAGCAAAAGGAAUGAUUGAUCUGUUGUAACAUAUUAGAUAAAGUAUCAAGUAAAGCAUUAGCCUACUAUUUCACAUAGUUCGCAGGUUAAAGAAUGGUCUACUGAUCUUUAAUGGUCCUGUAACUGUGUUUCCAAACUUUAAUGGUUCUUAUAUUAUUGUAAUAGUUGUAAAACUACUAGCAAAUUAAAGUAGUUGAGUAGUAGAUAACAGCUUGAAGUUAAAGGAGUAGGGGCAAUAAGGCCCUUAUUUGGCCCAAAAAUUACUGCAAAUUUAAAAGGUAUCAUACAUAUUUUUAAAUUACUGAAAACUUGACUAAGGUAUAAGGUACUAAGAAAAACAAAUUAAAUAUGACAUCAAACAGGUUACCAUGGCAAUGAAUCAUGACCUUAUUUGCAUAUUUUGUUAAAUUUCGUGAUUUUCCUUGUUUUUUCAUCAAAUUUUAAGUAUAUUUUAGAUUGAAAAAGUAUGUGCGCACCCAAGAAACAACUUUAUAUUUGGUGAGAUUAUGACAAUAGUUAUAAUAAAGCUUCUGUUAAAUUAUUUUGUUGUUUCUCGGCUGCGCAGGAUGUUUCCUCAAAGGAAAUAAUGAUAGAAAACUGCAUAAAUUCUAUAUUUUUCUUCGUUUUUGUGAAAACAAUACAUAUUAUGACGUAAUUGUGACGUCAGCAGAUAACAAUCUUUCUGUUUUUAAUUUAUAUUUCUUGACCCUAUGCAUUUCUUAACAUUAUGUGCCAAUUUGAAAUGGUUAUCAAACAUUUUAUUUUCUUGGGCCAAAACUAGGCCUUAAUGCCCCUACUCCUUUCAUUGAACAAUUGUUCAUUCUAGAACAAACGUGAAUCUGUCACACUUGAAAAAUUCAUUGAACAUUAUAAUUUGUUGUUUUCAAUCUUACUGAAACGAUUGUUGUAUGUUCUGUUGAAGCAUACAAAGGCUGUUUAUACAUAUACAGUAUAACAUAUAUUUAUGAAUGAAACUGAUCAAUGAGUUAACCAUCUGUUACAUUUAAAUGCAUGAUAAUAUCAAUUCUAAUAUAAUUAUUAGGAAUUAAUGGUUCUGAUUGGAUGACAAUCAGGGUACAAUUUUCUGUCUACUAUUGUAAACUAAAGGAAGGCACCAUUUUGGAUUCCGGAAUGUAUUGACAUGUGAUUUCUCCAAAAAUAAGCAACUUAGAAUUCUUUUUUUUAUAUAUUUUAAUUACAUUAAGAGCAGGACAAGAAGCCCAAUACACCCAAUUUGGAACAGUAAUACUGGAUACUCAGAAAGUUUUAAAUGCAAUACAUCCUAAAUAGUCUUGUUAUUGGAGAAACGCUCUUUAAAGAUAAUGUUUUACUGGUAUUUGUGAUUGCCUUUCAACUUAGAUAAUGUAAUGGAUUAAUCAUCAAUUUUAUGUACAACAAAAGUAAUCAGCAAUACAUUAAAACUUCUUCAAUUAUUGCUAUCAUCAAUUGACUCUGAUAGGAGUUGUUGACCUGAAUUGUUAUAUUUUUUCUUGAAACUGUAAGCAGCAAAAGUGAUCAGUAAUACAAGAUCUAGAUGCAAAAGUGCUACCUGAUUGAAACAAUUAUUUGACUCAUUAUAUUAGCUUAUUAUCAUUGUUUUACCUUGCGAGCAUUUCAAACUCUAAGGGGCUUAUAGUUGUUGAUUGUUAACCCAUUAAUUUGAAACAAAUUAAUUUCAAAUGACGCAAGCUAUAAUUGUUUUAAAUACUUGCAAAAUAUCAUUUGUUUCUGUAUCUACUAUACACUAGCCAGAUCUAAUGUUCAUUGCACCAUUUCUACUGUAUACAAUGUUGAUUCAUUUAGAUCCUAUAUAUAUAUAUAUAUUUCUAAUUUAUUCCUUUGUUUUUUGUCUACUGAUUUUAAAUUUUGCUAUGUACAAUGUAAACAAGCAGCAGGUGCUAUUAUUAUUGUAAUAAACUGCAUUGAAGGACAAGUUUCAUGGUCAAGUUUUUAUUUUUGUGUGCAGAAUUUACAAGUGUAUUUGUUAUACCUAACCCAUGGUCAAAUAACAUUGUUUUUUUAAGUAUGAGUUUCACUUUUAAACUUUGAGAUAACCGGAGUUAAUACAUUGACCAUAUAAAUAUCUUCAUAUCAGAAAAAGCCAAUAAAUUUCUUUCAGAAUCCUUAUUCCUAGAUAACAACUGCCAAUGGUAUUCUAUUAUUUAGACACUAGCUUGUAGAGAUGUAUAUGAUUUUUCAAUUGAUAAGUUAAAUCACAAUACAAUAAAGCAAACACUUUAAAAACCAAACUAAUCUGUGCAAAGCAAGAUUCGUAUACACAUGUGCAUAUUGAAAACAAGAGAAAUUGGUUCCAUUACUCAUAAUUUUGGCACUAAAAUUUCUAAAAAAAAAUAACAGAUUUGCUGGCAAGCAUUUGAAGAAAAAAAGCAUAUGUUUAAUAAAAUGUUCAAUUGCUUCAGUUCAAAAAGGUUUUCACCAAUUGCUAUAUUUGUAACUUCAGAAACGUAGAUGAGCUUUGUUUAAAUCUGAUUUUUUUUUUGUAUAACUCAGUAAAAUUCACCAUAGUUAUAUGAAAAUUAACAGUAGUGCCACCUUAAACCCUAAUAUAUUUACCGAAAUAUUCUGUAUAUACCCUAUUCUUGACUUUUUAACCAAAAUUUCAAUGGUGUAUUUUGUAUCUGAAGAUUAUGAGGCAUAAGUAAGAAAACAUCUUUUUCCAUAUUUUAAUGAUUUUUUUAUCAUUUUACUUCUCUUAUAAAUAUUUGAUAACUGUUCAAGACAGCAUGGUGACUUUAUAUAGUCAGCUCUUCUGUAAGUCUUUAGUGAAUAACAUGUCUUUUAGCAUUUAUUAAUACACCAUUUUUUUUUUAUCAAGAAUGAAUUUAAUUGAUAAUAAUAAUGAAAUAGAUAUGUUAAGUCAUAGAGAUAAAAAAAAACAAAAAAACAUCCAACUACUUACCUGCUUUUCAGAAUAGUGACAACUCUUUGUAAACCUAUUGAAAAUUGUCUUUUUAUACAGAUGUUUAAGCAUGAUCACACAAGCUUUUUUUGCACUGUUUAGCCUUGUUUUAUAGUUAAAUGGUAAUAGUUCAACUUAUAUGUGUUUCAGUGUACUGUAAUUUGUCCUUCAAACUUUCAUUUUGUGAUUCAUUGUAAAUUGAUUAUUGAGAAAACUUUUAAGUUUAAGAUCACUUAGGUUACUGACCAUGUUAUAUUUUGCCAAUACGUUGCCUAUGUUAAGUUCAUGUAAGUGUCUGUCCAUUUAUAACUCCCACAAAUUGCUUUGAAAUAUGAGACCCAACUCAAAAUCAUAAAAGUUAACUUUUUAAGAUGGACUAAACAAAGUGAAAACAUUGCCUUUUCUUCUAACAUAUACUAAAUUUACUAAAUUAUAGCUCAGUAUGAAACAUAUUUAUUGGGAUUUGCAGAUUUUUUAGCUGCCAUGAUGUGACUUUUUAUCAACUUUUUAGCAAUGUGAAUUUGCGUUUAAUUUUUAUGAGAUAGUAGCUAUACAGACUAUUGUGAUAGUUUUUUUGUUUGUUAUUUUGCCUAAUAUAUAUAAAUAUAGUUGCUAUGGUGGUUACUUUGUUGUGUACAGUGAUUUUAACACAAGUAUGUACUCUUUACAUAUUAAUAAAGGAUUAUUUAUAGA